UGCCCUUUCUGGAUCGCCGACGUCAAGUCCUAAGCUACCCCGCCGAGAACCACUUGCGAACGUCCCAAGUUUCCAGUCAUUUGUGCCAUUUCCUCUCUGAGUACCUUAGUGUAGGUACCUUGGUAAUUGAGUGCCCGAGAUGAAGCAGAGGUUCUCAUCCCUAGAUGUGAAGGUGAUUGCGCAUGAGCUUUCUGAAGCACUUGUGUCCUUGCGCCUGGCGAAUAUCUACGACCUCAACUCCAAGAUACUCCUCCUGAAAUUUGCGAAGUCAAAUAGCAAACAACAGCUCCUUAUCGAGUCCGGCUUCCGUUGUCACUUGACCGAUUUUACCCGUGCUGCCGCCCCAGCCCCGAGUCAGUUUGUCUCGCGCCUGCGCAAGUUUCUUAAGACCCGUCGCGUCACUGGCGUCUCGCAAAUCGGCACCGACCGCAUCAUCGAGUUUCAGUUCAGCGAUGGAACAUACCGCCUAUACCUCGAGUUCUUCGCCAGCGGCAAUAUCAUCCUGACAGACGCCGAUCUCAAGAUCCUCGCGCUGUUGCGAAAUGUUCCCGAGGGAGAAGGCCAGGAGCCCCAACGGGUCGGUCUGUCUUAUACGCUGGAAAACAGACAGAACUUUGGGGGCGUCCCGCCCCUGACGAAGGAGCGUCUUGUGGAAGCUCUCAAGACGGCAUCAGAACGAGCGCCGGGAAAGAAAAGCAAGAAAGGGUCGGACGAUUUGAGACGGGGACUUGCCACAACAAUAACCGAACUACCGCCUGUUCUUGUCGAUCAUGUUGUCUGCCUUACAAGCUUUGAUUCUGCCGCGAAACUCGCUGACAUUCUGGAAAAUGAAUCCCUGCUCGACGCUCUGUUCCAGGCGCUAGAGCAGGCGAGAUCUGUUUUGGACGGAGUCACUAGUUCACCCGUCGCAAAAGGCUAUAUUAUUGCGAAGCCCACUCCCCGCGCUGCGAAUGACACUGCGGAUAACACUCCGGAUGGCGACGAGAACCGAAAGGACAGAGCACGAAACCUGCUUUAUGAGGACUUCCAGCCCUUCCUGCCCAAGCAGUUCGAGAGCGACCCGACCUAUCAGGUAUUGUCCUUUGAUGGCUUUAACAAGACAGUUGACGAGUUCUUCUCCUCUCUCGAGGGCCAGAAGCUCGAGUCGCGGCUGCAGGAACGCGAAGCCACGGCCAAGAGGAAACUAGAGGCGGCUCGCCAGGACCAGGCGCAGCGGAUCGAGGGGCUCCAGGAGGCCCAGAUACUGAAUCUCCGCAAGGCAGCAGCAAUCGAGGCGAAUGUGGAACGGGUACAGGAAGCCAUGGACGCCAUUAACGGCCUGCUUCAGCAGGGCAUGGACUGGGUCGAUAUUAACAAGCUUGUGGAGCGGGAGCAGAGGCAGCACAACCCUGUUGCUGAGAUCAUCAAACUUCCAAUGAGGCUCCACGAAAGCAUCGUUACGCUCCUGCUCGGCGAAGAAGAGGAGGAACCCGAGGCAGAGGAAAAGGCCGACUUUGACUACGACACCGACGAAGAAACCGCUGACGACGCUCCGGUGGAUAAAGCGAAGGGACCGGACAAGCGACUGGCCAUCGACAUCAACAUCAAGCUCAGCCCUUGGAACAAUGCCCGGCAGUACUACGAACAGAAGCGCACAGCUGCCGACAAGCAACAGAAGACCGUUCAACAGACCGAGAUUGCUCUCAAGAAUGCCGAACAGAAGAUUACGGAGGACCUCAAGAAAGGGUUGAAGCAGGAGAGGCCGUUGCUGCAGCCCGUCAGAAAGCAGAUGUGGUUCGAAAAGUUUCUAUGGUUCAUCUCGUCCGACGGUUAUCUUGUGCUUGGCGGCCGAGAUGCUCAGCAGAACGAGAUUCUUUAUAAGCGGUAUCUGAGAAAAGGCGACGUCUACGUUCAUGCAGACAUGCACGGUGCCCCGACUGUGAUCAUAAAAAAUAAUCCCAAGACGCCUGAUGCGCCCAUUCCGCCGUCGACACUCGCGCAAGCCGGGAAUCUGUCGGUGUGCUGCUCGAACGCAUGGGACUCCAAGGCAGCGAUGGGUGCGUGGUGGGUGAACGCUGACCAGGUUUCAAAGGCGGCUCCGGCUGGGGAGUACCUCCCGGUGGGCUCAUUUAUGGUCCGAGGAAAGCGUAAUCCGCUGCCACCGGCGCUGCUGAUGCUUGGCUUCGGUUUGAUGUUCAAGAUCUCCGAAGAGAGCAAAGCCAGACACGUCAAGCAUAGGCUGUACGACACUGCGGACAUCAAUACUACUGGCGCGGCUUCAGUGACCACUGCCGCGGAGGUAGAGGACACUAUAGCGUCGGAAAGGCACGCCUCCCCCGAGAGCAGCGACAAAGAAGACGAGGAUGAUGAGAAAAGGGUGAACCCCCUGCAGCCAAAUUCAGCGGAUCGUGGGGAGGCCCUUGAUGAGUUACUAGAGGAGGAGGAGGGGCCUGAGCCACCGUCGGAAGAAUUAGCGGCUGUCGGAAUCACCGAAGGCACCCCUGCGCCGGCUGAGCAAGAGGAAGAGCUCAAGCGCACUGCUGCCGAACACGACGCCGAAGACGACAUCGAACCGAAACCGGAAGCGGAACCCGGGGCAAACGAAACAUCCGGCCCAUCGCCUAACGCCGCAACACCGUCCACGCGCCCGGAAACGCGAUCGGCCACCUGGGAGUCUCAGAAGAAACACCCGCUCAAGCGCGGCCAGCGCGGCAAAGCCAAAAAGAUGGCCACCAAAUACAAAUAUCAGGAUGAAGAAGACCGCGCGCUCAUGGAAGAACUCCUCGGCGUCACAGCAGCCAGGCAGAAAGCCGAAGCCGAAGCCGCCGCCAAAGCGCAGCGCGAGGCCGAGGCCGCAGCCGCCCGCGAGCGGCGCCGCCAAGCACAGGAGCGCGCCAAGAAGCAGAUUGCCGAGCACGAGGAACUGCGCCGGCUCAUGCUCGAGGAGGGCGUCGAGGUUCUCGACGACGCCGAGGCGAUGGAGCUGGGCCCGCUUGAUGCGCUGGUCGGGACACCGCUGCCGGGCGAUGAGAUACUCGAGGUGGUGCCGGUCUGCGCGCCGUGGAAUGCGCUUGCAAAGGUCAAGUACAAGGCCAAGCUACAGCCGGGACAGGUGAAGAAAGGGAAGGCGGUGAAGGAGAUCGUGGAGAGGUGGAAGAUGGCGGCCGGGAAGAAAGGGGUGCUGGACGAGCGGGCGGAAGACGUGGAGAAGAUGUGGCCGCGGGAAAUAGAACUCAUCAAGGGGCUGAAGGUUGAGGAAGCCUUCAACGUGGUGCCGGUUGGGAAGGUAACGGUUAUGAUGUCCGGGGGUUCGGCUAGUGGGGGUGGAUCGGGAGGGAAGGGAGGCGGGAAGAGGGGAGGCGGUGGUGCAGGUGGUGGGCAAAAGGGCGGGAAGGGGAAGGGAGGGAAAAAGAGAUGAUCGACCCGGGCAUCCUUGGGAAACAGAUCCAUCACUGCUGUAUAGGUACACACGAUAUGCUGUGCUCUCCGGGGGCGAGUGAGGCGGCUGCGCAAGUACCCCCCAGCGCCUUCAUUUCGUAGAGCCUGAAGUCUGCAAUUUACUUGCAGGCGACCAAAGAGCACAAUAUGUAAGGUAACGUUAUGUAUCACAGCCUGUGCAUGCAGGGGGU
Chaetomium strumarium is the source of this 3608-nucleotide messenger RNA. Its product is annotated as fibronectin-binding protein A N-terminus-domain-containing protein. Gene Ontology annotation, biological process: ribosome-associated ubiquitin-dependent protein catabolic process; rescue of stalled cytosolic ribosome. Gene Ontology annotation, molecular function: ribosomal large subunit binding; tRNA binding. The transcript is spliced from 2 exons. Gene Ontology annotation, cellular component: RQC complex. NCBI's taxonomy places the organism in Eukaryota, Fungi, Ascomycota, Sordariomycetes, Sordariales, Chaetomiaceae. Bases 140 to 3397 code for a protein of 1085 amino acids. The record is from RefSeq and is a predicted model, not a curated record.